GUACUCAUAUGACAGUGGUACCAGCUUUGUCUCUGGUUUAAGCAGGUGAGCUCUUCAAACCCAGGCCAUGGGAAAGUAUGAAGCCUGAACGCAGAACAAUAGCCACAAGACAGUGGAACAGGAGUACCGUGGCCUACCACACUAGGUCUACAGCCAAGAAGAAGAGGGUGUCUGUGAGGAGGAUGAGCACACCAUCCUUCCAGAAGCGGAAGAGGAAGAGGCCUUCUCCCCAGUCCCUGGGGAACAUUGUGGGGUGCAGAAUUUCACACGGAUGGAAGGAAGGUGAUGAGCCCGUCACCCAAUGGAAGGCCAUAGUUCUAGAUCAACUGCCAACAAAUCCCUCUCUCUAUCUGGUCAAGUAUGAUGGAGUUGAUUGUGUCUAUGGACUGGCACUUCACAGUGAUGAGAGGAUUUUAAAGCUUAAGGUCUUGACUCACAAAGUUGUGUUUCCUCAAGUGAAAGACGCCCAUCUCGCAAGUGCCAUGGUUGGCCGUGCUGUGGAGCAUAAAUUUGAGGGCAAACAUGGCUCUAAGGACAACUGGAGGGGGGUGGUCCUAGCCCAGGUGCCAAUCAUGAAGGACUGGUUUUACAUCACCUAUGAGAAAGAUCCAGUCCUAUAUAUCUAUCAACUCCUGGAUGAUUACACAGAAGGUAAUCUCCGUAUCAUUCCAGAGAUUUCGCCAGCAGAGGUGAAGUCAGAAGUUGGCAGCGACAUCUUAACAGGUCAAUGUGUGCAAUUCACCAGAAGUGACGGGUCCAAAAAGAUCGGCAAAGUCAUUUACCAAGUUCUAGCCAAGCCUUCCGUGUACUUCAUCAAGUUUGAUGGCGACGUCCACAUCUAUGUCUAUAAUCUGAUGGAAAAGAUCCGUUAAGAUACCCAAUGGCCUUUGACAACCCCAGUAUCUUUUCCAGUGGAAUUUGUUUUUGCUCUAAAAAUUAAAAUGUGUGAUGUGA
Rattus norvegicus (Norway rat) is the source of this 954-nucleotide messenger RNA. Its product is annotated as Y-linked testis-specific protein 1-like. Gene Ontology annotation, biological process: gamete generation. NCBI's taxonomy places the organism in Eukaryota, Metazoa, Chordata, Mammalia, Rodentia, Muridae. The record is from RefSeq and is a predicted model, not a curated record.